ACCGAUCUUCCAGAAAUUUCGACACCUUAUUUACUUCGCGCUAAAAACCCAAAUGAAAUUCAUAAAUCUGAAUUUCUAAUUAAUUUCAAGCUCAUUAAAAAAUUCUCCCUAUACAUACUCCUAACCCUAGAAAAAUCCCUCAAUUCUGUUCACGGCCAUCUCUCCCACGCACUUCUUACUCAUUUUUUUUCAGAAGAAUACGGAAGAUCAUUGCAAUUUCUCAAGAGACGAUCGACACCACUGAAAGAAUCGUGGAAGGACAGAAGAUCACUGCAAUUUUUCAAGAGACGAUCAACACCACUGAGGAGGGUUUGGGGAAUUUGCUCUAGCGUAAUUUUCUUGGUAACAAAUCCGAUGCUGUUGCUGCUGCUGAUCAGAUGUUGAGAGUGAUGGCUUGCCCCCAAGAAGAUGAUUCAAGCUCCAGUUCAAGCUCGGGCUUAUUAAGGCCAAAGAAAUCACCGGGUAUACAAAAUUGAAGUGUACUUGAGUUUUACCUUCGAAACCAUAAAUUGUGACAGGAAGAAGGUUAUCAUCCUCCUGCCUUUUAACAACUAUGUGUAGAGGAAGAGUUGAAUCCCAAUCAGUCAAUUGUUAUUGAUAAACGUUUGUUCAAAACGGGGCUAACUUUCUCGUAUCUCAAAUGUCUGACCCAAUAAAAUGAUCGAGUUGAUCAGGGUAGGAGUCUCCAAAAACUCCAUUCACUUCUCGAUGGAAUUGGAGCCUUUUGCAUUCUCCCCAGAAUUGGAAGAUCAACCCAUCAAUCUCUACACGGCUCAGGCCAUUCAAGCUUAGUUUGACCUGCUUGAACCUGUAUUAAUGACUCGGCUAUUGCUUGAGAUUUUCUAAACAUAGCUCCUGUUAUUCCAUCAUUAAGGUGUUCAUUAUCAUCGCUUGAAAUGGUCAAUCAAGGUAUUCACAAUCAGAAAAAGUUUAAUUGAUCACAAAAGUCAUAAAAGCAUUUUGAAUAGUACUUGAGAGACAAACAACAAAACAUAAAAAAGAAAAGUACGAAAGGUAGAGUAAUUCAGAUAAAAAAUAAUAGAAACAGGUUGAUAUCAAUAAUCAAGCAACAAUUUCAUAACCUCACAGGACACUGAAUUUCUGAAAUAUCCAUAUUUAGUAUUAAUGCUGAUGUGCAUUUCUGGCUUCAAUAACGAAAAUAUGAUGAUUUGGUAAAUCUCGAAAUUCUUUUUUCUGAUAACAAUUGAUCUCAAAUAACUAUACAUCUCAAAUUGAAGCUGAAUUGUCUGAUCAAUAUUUGUGGUAGUUGCACUUGAUGCAUCAUCAUCAUCCCCAGUAAGGUCACUUUGUGUUCCACCACUAUCAUUCUCAUGACCCUCCUCAUCCUCAAGUUGUUCUCCAUCAUUCUCAUCCCAUGACGCUUUCAACUCUCUGCCAUUGCAAUCAUAAAAAGAUAUACCAAUAGGGCUUUUCUACAAGAGGCCAAUAGUCAUGCAACCAUAAUGAAGAAUGUUUAUGAAGGACUCUAGGCUGUUUACAAAAUUCAAGUGUACUUGAGUUUUAACUUCAUUAUUUUUAAAACCAAAAAUUGUGACAGGAAGAAGGUUAUCAUUCUCCUGCCUUUUAACAACUAUGUGAAGAGGAAUUUUUGUGACAAAAUUCGUCUAAUCGAGACGGAACGGAAGAGUCAUUGAACCCAAUUCCGAUUGAUUAGACGAAUUUUGUCACAAAAAUUCAACACAUAGUUGUUAAAAUGCAAGAGGAUGAUAACCUUCUUCCUAUCACAAUUUAUGGUUCCAAAGAUACUGAAGUUAAAACUCAAAUGCACUUGAAUUUUGUAAACAAUCUGAAGUCCUUCAUAAACAUUCUUCAUUAUGGUUGCAUGACAUGAUCGCAGCGGCAGACUAUUGGCCUCCUAUAGAAGAGCCUAUUGGAAUAUCUUUUUAUGAUUGCAAUGGUAGAGAGUUGAAAGCGCCAUGAGAUGAGAAUGAUUGAGAACUUGAGGAUGAGGAGGAGAGUCAUGAGAAUGAUAGUGGUGGAACACAAAGCGACCUUACUGGGAUGAUGAUGAUGCGUCUAGUGCAACUACCAGAGAUAUUGAUCAGACAAUCCAGCUUAAAUUUGAGAUGUAUAGUUAUCUGAGAUCAAUUGUUAUCAGAGAAAAAAAUUUCGAGGUUUACCAAAUCAUCAUAUUUUCGUUAUUGAAGC
Molecule: messenger RNA, 2169 nt
Organism: Olea europaea var. sylvestris
Lineage: Eukaryota; Viridiplantae; Streptophyta; Magnoliopsida; Lamiales; Oleaceae
Exons: 4
Source: RefSeq, a predicted model, not a curated record